GAGUAAUUAAUGACCUGGCUUUGAAUCAUCAGAACGAUUAAUUAUUAUCUUGAAUAUAAAACCGAACCCAAACUACCUGUUCUCGAUCUAAGUUCUCCUCAAAAUCUCACCAGACAAUCCAAUCCCUAUGCCAUUUUGGUUUCCCUGAAUCCGCGAGACGGAUCCUUACUAAUCUCAUUUAACACACAGAACCCUCUUCCACAGAAUGACCAACUCCAACCCCCGAACUACAUACUACAUCAUUCUAACUCUCUUCCUCCUCUUCUUCUGGACAAUCAUAAUCUCUCUCCUCAUCUACUUUAUUUCCUCCAUCGAAUCGCCCAAGCCCCUCACUCCUUGCCGUGGCAGUUUUAUGCACGAAGAAAUAUGUUAUUGUCCCGCUUCCAUUUCACAUUGUGCUCCAAACCCUCCAAUUGAAUCUCUCGCAAUUCAAGAUCAAAAUCAAGAUCCUGAACCCGAAACUCCGGUGAAGCAGAUGAUGAUGUGUUUUGCGCUCGCAAUCUCCAUAUGUGGUAUUUUGGUGCAGAUGGCGGUACUGAAUGGAUGGUGGAAUCCCUGGGGAGAAAAUAUCGUGUGGAGAAAGGGAAGAUCAGGAUGGGAAUGGAAAGUUGUUUCAGUGGGGAAGGAUAAGAAAGGAGGGAGUAGUGAGCAAGCUCCUUUGCUUGUAAGCGAGAGGUAGGGGUAUUAGCUUAAUGGGCUGUUAUGUUAAGAUGACACCAUUGAGGUUGUAGUGAAGCUGGAUAGGAGAAAUAAUGAAAGAGGAGGAUUGGAUCUUCGCUUGAGCAACAAGCUUGCAAAUCCAAAGAUAGAGCGGUCUGAACA
Molecule: messenger RNA, 822 nt
Organism: Botrytis cinerea B05.10
Lineage: Eukaryota; Fungi; Ascomycota; Leotiomycetes; Helotiales; Sclerotiniaceae
Exons: 1
Coding region: 206-679 (157 amino acids)
Source: RefSeq, a predicted model, not a curated record